GAAUUAGGCACACAAAUAUGGCCUCGCUUCAUCAAUUGAUUUUAUCAAUUUCUUUGAUUCUAGCAAUAUUUUUCUCAGGGCAAAGAACAUCGGAGUCGGCUAGAGUAUUCACCAUAGUUAACUAUUGCAAGGAGACGCUGUGGCCAGCAGUUACACCUGGAGAUGUCUUCAACGGAGGAGGCUUUGUUCUAAAACCAGGCCAAUCCAGGGUGUUCACGGCUCCCGUCGGAUGGAGCGGUAGGAUUUGGGCUCGAACUGGCUGCAACUUCGACACGAAUGGAAACGGUAAGUGCCUAACAGGAGCGUGCGGCGACACUCUGAAAUGCUCGGCUUCCGGGAAAACCCCUGCUUCAUUAGCAGAAUUCACACUAGCAGCAGUGGACUUCUACGAUGUCAGCCUUGUCGACGGUUUCAACGUGCCAAUAUCGGUUAAGCCGAUCAAUGGAAAGGGAAACUGCUCGACAGCAGGGUGUGACUCCGACCUUCGAUCCGAUUGCCCCAAAGAACUUUCCCUGAAGGCGAACGGAAAGAUAGUCGGCUGCCGGAGUGCGUGUGAUGUGUUCAAUGCUGAUGAGUAUUGCUGCAGAGGGAACUAUGGGAACCCAGUUACUUGCAAGCCUACGUAUUAUUCAAAGAUUUUCAAGAAAGCGUGCCCUACUUCUUAUAGUUAUGCUUAUGAUGAUCCAACUAGUAUCUUCACUUGCUCUGGGACUGAUUAUGUUAUAGCCUUCUGCUCUUCCAGGAAACGAAAUGUAUGCACGUAUCAUAAUAACCAACUUCACUGCAGUGGAUCACAAGGCUUAAAAUCAUUAAUUGAAAGAUGGGGAAUAAUAGUUCUAACAGUAUUUUCAGUGUUUGGUCCAUUGAUUAUAUUCUAGACCGCGCCUUAGUCCAAAAUUCAAAUUCAUUUGACAUACAAAGAAUUUCAACUUUCAAGGGCUUGUGUAUGUGUGGAACCAGCUGGGAAUUUAAUUUUUUGUUUACUUUUUUUUUUCUUAUCUUUACUUUUGGAGGAGGUUGGCGAAAAGAGUGUAUGUAUAGAAGUUGUGGACAUGUUUAUUCCUCUUGUCUACUAGAAGCUAAUUAAGCUGUUGAAGCAUAUUCUUUUCCUUCAAUUUAAGUAAAGAGGGUGA
Messenger RNA from Arachis stenosperma, 1133 nucleotides. RefSeq names its product pathogenesis-related thaumatin-like protein 3.5. Gene Ontology annotation, biological process: defense response. Gene Ontology annotation, cellular component: extracellular region. Bases 18 to 878 code for a protein of 286 amino acids. The transcript is spliced from 3 exons. Lineage: Eukaryota; Viridiplantae; Streptophyta; Magnoliopsida; Fabales; Fabaceae. The record is from RefSeq and is a predicted model, not a curated record.